GUCAGCUUGACAAUGACGGUCAAACGCUGGACAAGCUAAACGCGCUAGCUUUUCAGAGAAGGAGAACGGCGUCAGCUGGGGAGGUGGCCAGUUCCUAGCCAGGGCCUCUAGGGAAGAGUAGGGAAGAGGAGUGAAACGUUGGCAGCCUCGGAUACGAGCUGCAAUUGGCGCAGAGUAGUGUGCUAUUUUCUGCAGGAGGCUCAGUGCAAGCGGCGCCUUUUAAUUGACAGAGAGCCCUCACGUCUGUUCACUUGUGCACGCAUGAUGGCUUUCUCUGCGGCAAAGUCUACUCCAAUGACCAUUUUCAACCUCAAUGAAAGAGGAAUUGGCAGCGGGGUGGGGAGUGGGCAGCUCAUGUCACCAGUAAGGACCGUCAAUUGCCCUUCAGUGCAUGCACUGUUGCCCCAUCAAUUGUCUGGGCGAAAGCUCCAAGUCCAGAGCACGCCUACAAGGAGUCAACGAGUGGUCCCUGUUCCAAGGGCAUCAAGUGGCCAUGGCAGCAUAAGGAAAUCACAGCCAGGGGACGCAGUUCCUGGUGACUCUAAGCUCCAAGAGGAACUUGUCGAUGUCCUAAGACUAGAAAUUGCAAAAGCACAGAUGUCCAUGUUCUGCGAUGCGGAAGCUGACAAGCUCCGUGAGAUUGCUGCGGAGGGGCUCCGGGAGCUGGACCGCAAGUUCCAAAACACAAUUCUGAACACGUGCAAUGAAGUUGAUGCUGAGGGCGAGCGGGCUUUGAAACGUUUGGAUGCGGAUGCUGCGCGGUUCAGGAUGAGGAUUGAAGAGAGCAAAGCUCAAGCUGAGGCUUCUGCGAGGGACUCGGAGCUGCUGGAGCAGAGCAUCUUUGAGGCACGCAAUGAACGCCUAUUCUUCAAGAACCUCUACACGCCAGCCAAGGCAAAGUCCCCGCCAAGAACAGCCGCACAGGCACAGCAGCUUCAGCAGGAGCUUCAAGCCAUCCGUGAUGUGGCCGCUGACAGCUUCGGGUCAAGUUACAGACGGUUGCUUUAUGGAGCGCUCUCAAUCGUCAUGACAUCUGCGCUCUGGAGCACAGCGACUGCUUUCACGUCAGGGAAUCCCAUUCGCUGGUCUAAGGUGGUGAUUUACCUGGCGAUUCUGGGGUGUAUCUUCAUGCAAUUCUGGUUUGAGAGCUCUCAAACCUCCUCUGCCACAGCAAACGGUUCCGUCUCAGAGGCUGAGACUUCAAAGAAGGACGAUAAGAAAUGAUGACUGGCUGAGGCCUUCUGUUCGACGUGCUUUUACUUGUACAUAGACAUAAACACUGGAUGGGAGAACCAGUUAUCGCUUCUCCCUUGUCAAAUUGCCAUUGUUGUACAGAUCGACUAGCAGCUAAACAGUGUACAGUGCUUAUUUGAUUGCUUUCUACACGGAUAGAGCUUGUGAAUAACACCCCAUAGCUAGCAACGUUGUGCAUGUGCAAGAAAACCGUAACAAGGAUAGAGCAGUUGAGCUAGUGGCUGUAAAGCUAAGGUAGGCUUGCUAAGCUAGACCAGUGCAAGCAAGAGGGCACGUGUGAUGUAAUUCAGCUUGAUACACUUCUCCGAGUAAGUUCCUGCAAGAUUGCUCUUGCUUAAUGCUUACAAAUGUUUGUGAAGCUUUGGCCGAAUUUCUGGUUGUCAAGCACCGAGUGUAAUGCUAAACCGGAAAGGGUGACUGCUC
Molecule: messenger RNA, 1677 nt
Organism: Klebsormidium nitens
Lineage: Eukaryota; Viridiplantae; Streptophyta; Klebsormidiophyceae; Klebsormidiales; Klebsormidiaceae
Source: the annotation of a GenBank genome assembly